Messenger RNA from Aplosporella prunicola CBS 121167, 634 nucleotides. RefSeq lists its product as uncharacterized. The transcript has a single exon. Lineage: Eukaryota; Fungi; Ascomycota; Dothideomycetes; Botryosphaeriales; Aplosporellaceae. The record is from RefSeq and is a predicted model, not a curated record. Bases 209 to 541 code for a protein of 110 amino acids.
GAUAUAUAUGUAUACAGCAUAAAAAGAAAUAUCCCAAGUCGAUGGUCCGUUUGAUGCUCUUUUGUCCGUCGAAAGUUAGCUAAUAUGUGGAUUGGGCCUUGGAACCGGGAUGCAGAAGACACGAUAUUGACACAGAUCUCUUGUCCACGGUAUACGGUCACUACUGUUACUAGCAUGCCCUUGGUACGCGAAUCCCCCAUUGUAUGGCAUGGACGAAACAGUGUUCCAGGUACCGGCACCGGAUCCCCACGGCGUUGUCGCAUUUUCAGUCGAUAGAGAUGGCGUUCGGACUAGCAGCUCGUCCCAAAGACAUCGUCACCAGGCCGAGAGUUCACCGGCAUCAUCAGCAGCAGCAGCAGCGCAUUCGUCAUCCUGCAGACACAAGUCAGAAGCAUGGCCAAAGCAUCGAUUCAAAGGGAUGAAAGAGAGCAAAAGAAGGACGCAGAGUGGGGAUGCAGGUUCCAUUUCGGGCUUCGAUCGGGGUGAGUCAAGCCGUCCACGGAUGGAGGUCACAGAGUCGAUGGUGGCUUCUCCGCGAUGAUGAGUCAAAUCGAGGAACCAGCCGCUGCCCCGCCCGAUACGGCAGACGCGGGGCGCGAUGCGGGCGUGCGGAGAAAUUAUUCAUCAGAGGAUU